Molecule: messenger RNA, 285 nt
Organism: Histoplasma mississippiense
Lineage: Eukaryota; Fungi; Ascomycota; Eurotiomycetes; Onygenales; Ajellomycetaceae
Exons: 2
Coding region: 1-285 (94 amino acids)
Source: RefSeq, a predicted model, not a curated record
AUGCCCCGCAACACCCACCGUUCUACUGCCUCGCAAGCUCGUAAAAGGACUCCAACUACCCUGCGCCUUCGUCUGUCCAAACCGCCUGUUCCGGAUGUUCCGGAUAAUGACGAGAAUCCAACUGAUGAUGAGAAGGAGGAUAAGGAGGAGGAGGAGGAGGAGGAGGAGGAGGAGGAGACACAGUCAGAAGAUCCUCGAUUUCUGCGAACACCUACCCCUGAGCCUGAGAUCUCAUUCAGCUCUUCUAUCGUAUCCAAUAUCUCCCUCAACUCCUUCUUCAUCUAA